GCGUGGCUCAAUUUCAGCUGCUUCCCUUUCGUCAACCUUCGCAAUAACUACAAUCCCCACCCUCUGAUUAUGAAUCAUAGCUAAAAUCAGACAAGAGUCUCCACAAUUUCUGUCAAGAUUUGCCAGUAUUUACGUAUUCUCUCUCUGUCUCUCUCCUUUGAUCAUCAAUGGCGGUUUUGAACCGCCUUAUUAUGUGCAGAAGUGCCGCAUCGCUUCGAAAUUUCUGCACGGAAUCUACCGAGGCUGGCCUUCGGAGAGCUUCGUCAGCUCUGUCUUCAGCCCUUCCUGUUGAAAAUUCAAAGGGGAAGGGCAGAAGUGUCCAGUGGGUUUUCCUGGGCUGCCCCGGAGUCGGCAAGGGCACCUACGCUGCCCGGCUAUCAAGCCUACUUGGCGUGCCCCACAUCGCUACCGGCGAUCUUGUGCGCCAGGAGCUAUCUUCUCGUGGACCCCUUUCUUCUCAGCUUGCGGACAUUGUUAACCAGGGAAAAUUAAUUUCAGAUGAGAUUAUUAUAGAUCUUCUAUCCAAGCGUCUAGAAGAUGCGCAGGCUAAGGGUGAAACGGGAUUUAUUCUUGAUGGCUUUCCUCGGACAGUAAGACAGGCGGAAAUCUUGGAGGGAGUGACUGAUAUUGACUUGGUAAUCAAUCUGAAACUUCGAGAAGAAGCGUUGAUCGCAAAAUGCCUUGGAAGAAGAAUUUGCAGUGAGUGUGGAGGGAACUACAAUGUUGCCUGCAUUGACAUCAAGAGUGAAGAUGGAAGGCCAAGAAUGUACAUGCCUCCCCUUCUUCCUCCUCCACAGUGUGAAUCAAAAUUAAUUACACGAUCUGAUGACACUGAAGAAGUUGUUAAAGAACGUCUGCGAGUUUAUAAUGACAUGAGUCGACCUGUCGAAGAAUUCUACCGAAGCCGUGGAAAGCUGUUGGAAUUCGAUCUUCCCGGAGGAAUUCCAGAAUCAUGGCAAAAGUUGCUCCACGCUUUGAACCUUGAUGAUCAUGAUGACAAAAGAACAGCUGCUGCUUGAUUGAGACAUAGCUCUGGCAAGAUUCUCUCUCUAUAUAAGGAAGUUAUUCUUUGCAUGUGACUAUCACAUGCAUAUUGAAACACCUGAGGAAAAUUCUUCUCCUAAUACAUAAUAAUAGUUGCAGAAGUAGGCACUUGAAUGUACUUUAUUCUUUUUAGCAGGAUUGUGAGUUCUAUAAGGUGGUCUUCUAUAUUUAUAGGUUGAGCAUGGUGGUGUAGCUGCUUGUCUUGACAAUAUAAGCAUAUGAAAAUGUAACAUGAUUUAUGUCAUUUUUGUAUUUGUUGUUCUUUAGGAGAGCUGACGAUAUCUUGUUUUAGGGUAAACGAUUUCGCAUGUCAUAGACCAGUAUACAUUGUAGAACAUAUUUGUGUUUUUAGCAUCCCAUGUAAGUGAGUUGUUCAUUGUCUGUUUCAUCCUAUUUUAUGGGCAGAUAUUUCUUGUUCUCCUCCUUA
Sesamum indicum (sesame) is the source of this 1471-nucleotide messenger RNA. Its product is annotated as putative adenylate kinase 6, chloroplastic. The record is from RefSeq and is a predicted model, not a curated record. Gene Ontology annotation, molecular function: AMP kinase activity; ATP binding. NCBI's taxonomy places the organism in Eukaryota, Viridiplantae, Streptophyta, Magnoliopsida, Lamiales, Pedaliaceae. Gene Ontology annotation, biological process: nucleobase-containing compound metabolic process.